Musca vetustissima is the source of this 1494-nucleotide messenger RNA. It is a transcript of the gene MFS1, whose product is annotated as putative inorganic phosphate cotransporter. Gene Ontology annotation, biological process: transmembrane transport; monoatomic anion transport. Gene Ontology annotation, molecular function: transmembrane transporter activity. The record is from RefSeq and is a predicted model, not a curated record. The transcript has 5 exons. Bases 1 to 1494 code for a protein of 497 amino acids. Gene Ontology annotation, cellular component: plasma membrane. Lineage: Eukaryota; Metazoa; Arthropoda; Insecta; Diptera; Muscidae.
AUGACAGCCGAAAUACCAAAGGGACCCGUUUUGGGCCAACGACAUCUGCAGGUGUUUUUGCUGUUCCUGUCCAUUACCGUAAAUUAUAUUGCCAAAUUCAAUGCUGGUGUAGCAGUGGUUGCCAUGACAAAUGCCGAAACAACAAACCCAGAUUUUCCGGAAUACGAUUGGAAUGAAAUGGAAAAAUCCUACAUUCUGUCCAGUUUCUUUUGGGGCUAUUUUGUGACACAAUUUCCCGGUGGCUAUUUUUGUCGACGUUUUGGGGCCAAGUUGACAAUGUUUAUAUCAACAUUGGGUUCAGCAUUGGCCGCCUUGCUAAUACCCCUCACCGUGGAUUGGGGUGGUUGGCAAGUUUAUUGUGGCAUUCGAGUCGUGCAAGGUCUAUUCCAAGGUUUACUAUUCCCCAGUAUACAUGCCCAUUUGGCUGCUUGGUGUCCGGUGAGCGAAAGGAAUCGUUUAGGCGCUUUAGCAAAUACCGGCAUUGAGUGCGGUACUGUACUCUCAAUGUUUUUGAGUGGUAUAAUUGCGGCAUCGAGUAUGGGUUGGCCGGGUAUUUCGUAUAUUUCAUGUGCAAUUGGUGUCAUAUGGUGUAUUUUGUGGAUUAUAUUAGCUGCCAACAGUCCAAGUGAAUCGAAAUUUAUAUCAGAAGCUGAAUGCAGUUAUAUUGAAAAUUCCAAAAACGCAUUGAAAGAUGUAAAUGCAGGGGAAACACCCAAGAAAAUACCCGUACCAUGGGCAGCAAUUAUGACCUCAAUGCCAUUCUGGGCUUUGUUGGUGGCCAGAUCUGCUCAAUCAUGGGGUUUCUCUACGCUGCAAGCUGAGAUUCCCUCAUAUAUGAAUGGUGUCCUGGGCAUGGAUAUGAAGAGUAAUGCAUUAUUUUCAGCUUUACCCUACUUCGCCAUGUGGUGUAUGUCUUAUAUUUAUUUGAUAACGUCGGAUGUUUUGCUGCAAAAGAAAAUCUUGAGUUUAAGUGCGAUUAGAAAGACAUUCAAUUCAUUGGCAUUUUGGGUACCCGCCAUUGGUCUAAUAGCUGUGGGUUUUGUUGGCGAAAGUCAACAGACAUUGGCUAUUGUCUUGAUGACAGCUAAUGUGGGCAUUAAUGCUGGUUCCACAAUUGGCAGUGCCCUGAAUACCAUUGAUUUGUCGCCCAAUCAUGCUGGCAUUCUAAUGGGUAUUGUGAAUACAUCGGCUAAUAUUAUACCAAUAUUGACGCCACUCUUGGUGGGUCUGAUUGUCAAAAAUGAGGAUGAUCGUACCGAAUGGCAAAUUGUCUUUGCAAUUUCUGCCAUUGUCUUUGGCUUGGGUAACCUAUUUUACAUUGUCUUUGGCUCAACCAAAUUACAGCCAUGGGACAAUGAAAAUUUCCUCUUAUCGAAAGAUAUACAAAACGAAGACUGUGUUGAUAAAAAAUCAGAUGAAAAGAAAGAGAAACUGGCAUUGACGAAAAUGGAUCGCUUCACUAUCUGUCAUCUCAUAAAAAUGAUCAAACCUUAA